Messenger RNA from Paramecium pentaurelia, 984 nucleotides. Lineage: Eukaryota; Ciliophora; Oligohymenophorea; Peniculida; Parameciidae. The record is from the annotation of a GenBank genome assembly.
AUGAUGAGAUACGUAGUGACAAUAAAUGAUUAUGAAACUAGAAAUGAUGUGAUAUAUUAUAUCAUUUACCUUAAUUGUUAAAAUGCCUUUAAAACACUAUAUAAGAGAUACUCUGAUUUAAAAGCAUUAAAUGACUAACUAUAAUAGAAAAAUAAUGAAUUCAAGUUAAAAUUAUUACUUCCAAGAUUUCCAAAAAAGAAAAUGUUUGGGAGAACUAAAAAUUCUCAAAGUGACAUUAAGACUAGAGUAAUUAAAUUCUUAAAUUCUUAGGGUUUAGAAUUACAGUAAUAUUUAGAAACCAUUCUCAAUAUUCCAUCCAUAUGGUCAUUUCAAUUUUUGAGAGAAUAUUUACCUAAAGUAUAAUAAAUAGAUGAAACUUGUCGAUUAGAAUAAAUUAAUACUGAAUAUUCUAAGGAUUUAUGUUGGUUGCAAAUGGAUGAAUUGAAAAAAUCAUUUCUUCAAAGACAAGAUCUUUUCCAAUCAAACAAGAAAAAUAAUUAGAAAGGAAAUAAAACUUCAGGGUAUUAUUAGAGAUAUCAUUUUACAAUAAAUGAAUUUAUCAUUUAGAAUGAUCAUGUUUAAUAUCUCAUCAUUUUAACAGAUACUAAAAAGACAACUAAAUAUUAAUUUGAAAUGAGAUAUAGCAACCUUAGAGAUUGCCAUUUAUUAUUAGAAAAAUAAUAAUUUAAAAAUUGUCUCCCUUAAUUUCCUAAAAGGAGAUUGAUAGGAUAGACAAUUCAUAAUCCAUAAUAAAUAUAAGAUAGACAAGAUUAAUUAUAAAGAUAUUUAAAUUAGAUAUUUAGUGUUUAAGAAUUUGUUGAAAGUGAACCAUUGGUGUAUUUUAUUACAAGAAUUAAAUUAGAAGGCAAAUCUAUUAGAUAAGGUUAAGCAGAAAGAGUAAGUUAAUUUUCAUAAUAAGUGAAUGGAUCUUCAUUUAAUGUUAGUUAAGGAAUGGAAGAACUUCGAGAAUAGAAAUCAAUUUGA